Oncorhynchus keta (chum salmon) is the source of this 6513-nucleotide messenger RNA. Its product is annotated as neural cell adhesion molecule 1-like. Gene Ontology annotation, biological process: cell adhesion. The record is from RefSeq and is a predicted model, not a curated record. Lineage: Eukaryota; Metazoa; Chordata; Actinopteri; Salmoniformes; Salmonidae. Bases 195 to 3341 code for a protein of 1048 amino acids. Gene Ontology annotation, molecular function: protein binding. Gene Ontology annotation, cellular component: membrane; neuron projection. The transcript has 22 exons.
GUGUGUGCUGCGGCUGCUGCUUGUCACUCAUUCUUCGUUCUACUCGCGUGCGUUUCAGGGUAGCGGCAAGGACCAAUUAUAAUAUUGCUAUCAGAAUACAAUAGUUGGAAAACAAAUAUUUCUUCAGAACACAGAACUCGUCCAGCCAAGUCUGUCUAUCUAUUCUUCAAGGAGAAUAACUUUGUGAUAUUGCAAUGAUUCAAACAAUGGAUCUCAUCUGGGCAUUGCUCUUCUUUGGCUAUGCAGCCUCCCUGCAAGUGGAGAUCACACCGAUGCAAGGAGAGAUCAGCGUGGGGGAGUCCAAAUUCUUCCUCUGUGAAGUUGUUGGAGACGCAAAGGACAUUGAUUGGUAUGCCCCGAACGGCGAGAAGCUCUUACCGAACAGACAGGACAUCAUUGUGAACCGCAACGACGAGUCUUCGUCCACCCUCACUAUCUACAAUGCUGAUGUGGACAAUGCCGGUGUCUACAAGUGUGUGGCCAAAAAUGCAGACAAGGAGUCUCAGGGCACUGUCAACGUGAAAAUCUUCCAAAAGAUAACCUUCAAGAACGCCCCUUCCCCACAGGAGUUUAAUGAAGGGGAUGACGCUGACAUCAUCUGUGACGUCGUCAGCUCGCCUCCCGCCAGCAUCAUCUGGAAGCACAAAGGCUCAAAGAUCCAGGUUACAAAAGAUGUUCGAUUUAAGAUCAUGGGCAACAACCACCUCCAGAUCCGAGGCAUCAAGAAAACGGAUGAAGGGGCGUACACCUGUGAGGCUCGUGUUAUGGCCAGGGGAGAGAUUGACCUGAAGAUCAUCAAGGUCAUCAUCAACGUGCUCCCUAGCAUCCGCACCAGGCAGUCGGAGGUGAAUGCCACGGCGGACAUAAACCAGUCUGUGAUGCUGGCCUGUGACGCUGACGGCUUCCCUGAACCCACAGUCACCUGGGCCCGUAAUAUCAUUGUCCUUGAAUCGGACGAUAAAUACAGCUUGAAUGACGACGGCUCGGAGCUGAUAAUAAAGGAUGUCAAGAAAGUGGAUGAAGGAGAUUACACAUGCAUUGCCCGGAACAAGGCUGGGGAGAAGGAGGAGGAAGUCAGCUUGAAUGUGUUCGUGCAACCCAGGAUCACCUACCUGGACAAUCAGACUGCAUCAGAGCUGGAGGAGCAGAUCACCCUGACUUGCGAGGCCUCUGGAGACCCCACUCCCACCAUCACCUGGAGCUUUGGCCGGAGGUUCUUCACAGAGGGAGAGCAGGCUUCUUGGACUCGGCCCGAGACGUUCGAGAGUCUUGAUGGGAACGUAAUGGUGCGUAGUCACGCACGGGUGUCCUCUCUAACCCUAAAGUACGUGCAGUUCACCGAUGCUGGCCAGUACCUCUGCACUGCCCGCAACUCCAUUGGUCAGGACCAGCAGACCAUGUACCUGGAAGUGCGCUAUGCUCCUAAGAUCCAGGGCUCAGUGACGGUCUACACCUGGGAAAGGAACGCUGCCAACAUCAGCUGUGAGGUUCUGGCCCAUCCGGGGGCCUCGGUGGUGUGGUUCAGAGAUGGCCAGCAGCUGCCUAGCGCGAACACCACCAACGUCAAGAUCUACAACACACCAGCCAUUAGCUACCUCGAGGUCACCCCAGAUUCCCAGAAUGACUUUGGAAGCUACAACUGCACAGCCACCAACUUAAUCGGAACAGAGUCCAAGGAGUUCCUCCUCAUCCAAGCAGAUGUGCCGUCGGCGCCCGCCAUCGAGCGCGUGGAGCCUUUCUCUAGUACAGCCGUUGUAGAGUUUGAGGAGCCCGAUGCCAGCGGCGGAGUUGCCAUCCUCAAAUAUCGGGCCGAGUGGCGCAUGAAGGGCCAAGACUGGACCAGCAGGGAGUACGACGCAGAGGAUGGCCUGAGCAUGAUCACCAUCGUUGGCCUGAAGCCCGAGACCUUCUAUGAGGUCAAGAUGUCUGCCAUCAACGGCAAGGGUGAGGGCGAGAGCAGCACUCCUCUGAACUUCAAGACAGAGCCAGUCCGCUAUACUUUCACAAUUUCGUCAGUGACACCAACCUUCAUUCCUUCAACCAGUGCAGCCCUUAGGGAGCCCAGUCCCCCUAAGCUGGAGGGCAAGCUGCAGACCAUGGGCAACGCCCUCAAGGUCAACUGGAUCAAGCAGGACGAUGGGGGCUCGCCCAUCAAACAUUACCUGAUCAGAUACAGGGCUAAGCACGUUUCGGACUGGAAGCCGGAGAUCCGUCUGCCCCAUGGCAGUGAGUACGUGGUGCUGAGCAGUCUGGACUGGAACACGGAGUAUGAAGUCUACGUGGUGGCCGAGAACCAGCAGGGCAAGUCCCAGCCCGGCACCAUCUCCUUUAGGACUGCAGCAGAGCCUACCGCCAUCCCAGACACCAUGACUAGCGGCUCAGGCCUGGGCACGGGGGCCAUCGUGGGGAUCCUCAUCGUGGUCUUUGUGCUGCUGCUGGUGGGUGUAGACGUGACCUGCUACUUCCUCAACAAGUGUGGCUUCCUCAUGUGCAUUGCCGUUAAUUUUUGCGGCAAGUCUGGACCUGGAGCAAAGAACAAGGACAUCGAGGAGGGCAAAGCAGCAUUCAUAAAGGAUGAGUCAAAGGAGCCCAUCGUGGAGGUGAGGACAGAGGACCGCACCCCGAACCAUGAAGGGGGGGGACCCACAGAGCCCAAUGAGACCACCCCUCUUACCGAGCCCGAGCACACUGCUGACACUACUGCCACCGUGGUGGACUUGCUCCCCUCUAUCGCCACUAACUCUGACCCCGUCACUGAGAGCUUUAGCACAGCCCAGAAUAGCCCAGCUAGCGAGACGACCACCCUCACUUCCAGCACAGCUGCCCCAACCCUUGCUCCCACCGAGGCCAAAACUUUCCCUAAUAGCACCCCUGCCCCCAUCAUCCAGUCCAGCACGCCCAAAGCUAGCGCUCCCGCCGCUCAGUUUGCCGCACAAUCUGACGUGGCUCCCCUCGUCGACCUAAGCGAGGCUCCAAAAGCCACGCCCUUGUCCGACCCUAAGCCCGCCACCCCCACCUCCAACCUCCCCUCUGCCAAAGCCGAUGCCGCUUCACAGAGCCAGCCCGAACCCGUCCAAAGCACCCCUGCCAGCGACAGUCAGAAUAAGGACUUACAGAUAGACUGCCUGGCCAAGGAUGUGUUUGAUACACUGGGCAAAAGCUCAGAGGCCCCAGCAGACUCCACUGCUGCUCCCGCACCAGCCAAGGACGACGGGAAAAUCAUGACGGAAGAUAAAAGUUUAGCGCCAGAGAUGGAGACAGAGGUGAAGAAAGCCCCGACCGAGGUGAAGACCGUCCCCAAUGAAGCUGCUCAGACAAACGGCAACGAGAGCAAAGCAUGAUCCCGACCGCGAGAAGGGAGGAGGGAUCAGGGGAGGGUUCACGACAGUCCAGAGGAAAACGUCAAACACCACUCCAUCAAAUGACAAAAAGCUAAAAAAAAAAAAAGGGGUCUCUUUCUUCAGUGUCUUCUAUUAGUUUUCCAAACAAAAGAUGAGUUUGUGAGACAUGUAGAUUGGGAAUAAGACUUCAUGCACAUGCCUUAGUGUUUCUUUCUUUCUUUAUCUCUUAUUCCUUUUGUAAUUUCCUCUCUUUAUUCACGGGAAGAAGGAAAAUCCUUACCUCUAGUUCACUCUCCUUGUCCUCCUUUUGUAUAUAACAUCAAAGUUACCAGUCUUUUAAAUAGGACAGAAGCUAAAUAUCAGUUGGCAUAGAUAACCAUGGGGGAUUGUAGCUUUAUUUCAGAACCAUGCCUUUACGAUGUGCACACAUAUAAAUCCAACACCUUAUCCACACACUAUUUCCAGUUAUGUUUUCACUUUGUUAUGCAGUAUUGCCAUCAAUAUUUUCACUGCUAAUGGAUUAUGAGUACGUUUUUAAUGUUUGUCAUGUUUAAAUCGUGUGCAAAAGUAACUGCCUUUUAUUGUAUCUUUAUUUUUCAUUUAGAAUUUUUGAGAGCUAGAGAUUAGCAUUAGCAUGUCUACUUUGCGGUAAAAUAUUUUUCCAUAUGUUCUUGUCUUUUUUUGUUUUCUUUUCGUUCCUGAAUGUUUACACUGUGUUAACUAUCCUAAGAUUGUGUAGACACAACAAAACAAAAGAAGACACCGUAGAAAGACAAUGUUUCAUUCCACAGAAAUUACGCAAUUUAUUGACUCUAAGAUUCCAUUUUUUGGUUAAAUUGCUUUGGUUUUAAUUUGGCAAGAACACACACUUUCUCUCUCUCACACACAUACCUCUAUAUCUUUGUCAUUAAGUCUUCAAUUAGAAGCGCUUUGGACAUGUUCCACACUCCAAGGGUUUCAGGGAUCACCUUUAAUCCCGAAAAUGUUGCAGGUCCCAAGGGCUCACAGGGAGUGACGGGCAUACAGAGUAGCACGGCCCACCAUCUUGGCUUACGGGAGAAUGAUGUAAUCAAAAAUUCAGAUUACUGUGCCUGUUGCGAACAGCACUUCCGGUUUAGUGAUUGGGCCACAUCUCAAAAUGUAAGGGAAGAAAAAAAGUUGGUGUUGUGUUUUUAAGCAUAUUUUUAAGCAUAUAAACACAUUUAGUGGCCAGAUUUAUUAAUUUCUUAUUUAAGCCAUAGUACUCCAGUGUGGAUUUGGGAAAAUCAAAACAAAUAUUCAAUCUGAACUUUUUGUACAGUGUUUCUCAUACUUUAGACUGCAAGCUUGUGCACUGUGAAUGCGUGAAUAUCCUAGUGUGAAUACAAUGUGUUCUUUGUCAUAGAAUAAAAAACAUAUGCAUAGUUUGGUUAUGAAAGGUAUAGCUAAUAGUACAGAUGAGAAAAAAGUUGGCAGCAACAAGCAAAUAGACAAUGACAAGAUCAAAAAGACAAUAAGGAGAUGGUGCCUUCUGAAACAUGUCAAAAUGGCGGCAUGUGUUCCAUCCUGCUCAGUGUUUGCCUAUUCCACCUCUAGGAGGCGACGGCGUAAGGUUUCACAUCCUAAUAGUUCUGUCCAUCACCAUGCCUUUUCUGAACGGUCCAAGGAAAACACAGGAAGAGUACUGACAAUGUAACUGAUUUGUAAAGUGUGAAAACAAUACUAAACGGCUAUGUCAUUGAGUUAUUGAAUAUGGAGGUGUUAGGUUGUGUCCACAUUGUUUUCACAUGGCUCCUCAUUCACUAUUUCUCCAUGUGACUAAUGCAAAAAACAGUUUCAUCCCCAAGCAAACAAGGAAAAACACAAUUCAUUCCAAUGAUUAACUCAUAACUACACCAAGAGUUAAGUUUCAAAACAAACACAUAACCUUGGACAUUAUUAAAUACGAUCUCAUUUGGCUUAAAUGACUUGUAGUGCUCACGGUUUGUCCUCAAAACAGAGCAUCCAGCAAUGAAGGUCAAAUGUUUUUUUUCUUGACCUGAAACAAGCAUGCAAUGUACUUUUAUCUUGGAUUUAGAUGGAUUGCAUUGGUGUGGCACUGAAAAGUCCCUGAAAUAGGAAUUGACCAAGGCUUUAUCUGUUGUACAUUGAUCUAUUGAAGUGUAUAAACUGUUGUCUGUUCCAAACUUUUAGUUUUCUUCAAAAUAGACAUCAAGUGCUUUUACUCCAAAAGGUUAUGUAAUCUAAAGGGGUAGGUGUGUCAAAAUGACACUGUUUCUGAUUAAAUGUGUAUAAACCAUACCUAACGAUUAUGUCAUUUGAAAAAACAUUAUGGGUUUCUCUUGUCCCAAAAAAAGCUGGAGACUGCUGUGGCUUUUGACCUGUAUUUUCAAAUGGAAUUAUAAUGUGGGACCAAUUUCUAUAUACGUUUCCAUGGAAAUGUUCACCAGUGCAUCGUGCCAUGGAACUUAUUUCAGAAAACAAGUCAGGGAACGAAAAAUGCUAUACAUUUAUUUUGUUGAAAAUUCAGUAAGAAGGAAAAACUCUUUCUCUGACUUCCUCACUUCCUGAAAGUGACCACUUACCUGACACAGUUGGCUUGGUGAAAGUGAGGUGUCAUCAUAUUGCUUUCACCUCACCAAACAUGCCAGACUAUUUCAAGGAAUAGAGGAAGUAUAAAACUGUUUUUCAAGUGUUUGAAUGGAGACUAGGGCCAUAUUCAGUAAGAAAACACUGUGGAACAUUGCAGAUAGAAAUGCCAUUGCUAGAGCUGACGUGAUUUCUUAUGUGUAGGCCCUACGAGAUAGGUAUUUUUGUUCUACAUCAUACAUUUCUAUCUAAACGCUGGUAAGCUUUGUGUCCUGCUGAACGCUGCCCAGCUAUUCCAACAAGCUUUGAAGUCUCUUACUCCGAUAGCCAAACAAAAGUCUGUAAUGUUUCAUUUUCAAUCAGAUAGGGGCCUUGUCCUUCCAAACCAAGAUCUUUCCCAGUAACUUCCAUUUUCACUCCUACCCACCAUUCCUUGCUUUUGGGGGCCUUCUCUCUUAUAUACAGAUUUUUACCAAGUGAAGCAUUGGUACCACCUCUCUUUCCACUGUCACUGGUGUAAAUACUGAGUACUAACCGAAAAAAAAACAUUUUGACUUUACAUUCUGUCAGAAAUUGUGUUCAAUAAAGUUAAAGAAAAAAAUCA